CCCUCACUAAGCUCCAGUUUCAUCAUCAGUCAAAUGGAGACGACAAUACUUUCUAUCUCUGGCCACAAGGGACCAUGGUGGCUUUAUUCUGCCAAUGUCUGGAAUUCUACUGAGAAAUGGGACAGCACAAAGUAAAAGUCCCGAAUCCCGCUGAGAAAGAGAGGAGAAACAAAGGGCAGGGAAGAGAAGAGAGUAGAAGGAGAACCUGAAGUAAUGAGAUGUCAUAAGAGAUACAAGAAGAGUUGGCCGCAAAGGCGAAAGAAGACAGAGAGCCCAGAUAUCGGUGCUAACGUCGGCGCUCUCUACCCUUUACUGAUUUACCGCCAGCCAGGCCUGUGCCUCGCACUUUACCUGCACUGAUUCAUUCAGUCCUCCCACCAGGGCAGAGGCAGAAACUACUCUUUCCAUUCAGGUGACGGAACCGAAGCUCAGCGUGGUGAUGCCCCGUGCCCGGAGCACACAGCCCGACGCCGGGGCACCCCGUUCUUCAGCGCUCGCUACCUACUUCACCUCUCAGGGGAACAGCAGGACUGCGGGGCGGUCGACACUCAGCCACGAAAGGAGCACUUACUGGGCACUACUGCGCAUGGCAAAGACUCUCGGAAUUGCAACUCCCAGAAAACCUGUCUUAUCUGUCAGUGCAAGAAGAAUUAAGGACAAUGCAGCCGAUUGGCAUAAUUUAAUCCUGAAAUGGGAAACGCUCAAUGAUGCGGGUUUUGCUACUGCAAACAGUAUUGCCAACCUGAAAAUCAGUUUAUUGACUAAAGACAAGGUGGAAUUAGAGAACAGCAGCCCAGCUUCUGAUGGAAAUGAAGAAAAGAAGUAUCCAGAAUAUAACCAGGACCUCGAGGCGCUGUGUGAGGCCCUGCAGGCCACCUUGGAUGGUUUGACCAAAAUACAGAUGAAGAUGGAAAAGCUGUCCUCAACAACCAAAGGGAUCUGUGACCUAGAAAAGUACCACUAUGGAGAGGACAGUGCACGGCCCACCCUGUUCCACACCUGGCCCACGGCCCACUUCUAUGAUGUUUCCCGCAGGCUCUCCGACAUGUACCGGAAGGAGCUCCUCCUGAAGCGCGCCGUGGUGGAGGGGCUGGCCCACGCCGCAGACCGCGAUCUCACCCUGAGCUACCUGUCCAUGUGGCUGCACCAGCCAUACGUGGAGAGCAGCAGCAAGCUGCAGCUGGAGGGCAUGCUGCUAGAAACGGGGCACCGGCCACUGUGACUUCCCAGAACCCUCCGCUUCUGGGCUCAGCCGCAGACCACUCCUUCCACGUCUCCCAAAGCGGACAGCCUCGAAUUCCCCUCUCCCAUGUAGGCCGCAGGGCCACACCCCGGCCUAAGAUGCCUGGCUCUGGUGUGGCCACCCGCCAACCUUCGGACUUCCAGGCUGGACCAUUUCCACAGCUCCCCGUGGCCUCUCCUUUCCCAGGCACUAGGCACAUCUGUGCUGCUGCAAGCCGCCCACCAUUUGGUGCUGCCCACCGCUCAGCACCCCCACCCCUCGGCGUCACCCACCACUCAGCAACACCUGCACUUACUCUGAGUGCUCUCGGGCAAAAUAAGGGAGUUCCUGAACAGAAUGGGUCAUCUGGUUUUUGUAAAUAAAGUGUAUUUUAUGCAUUAUGUUUGCACACAAAAGUCCUGCUUUAAUAUUUUUGCUUUAUAUGUGUCUAUAUUGCUUGAAUUUUUAUGAAAAUAUAUUAGUUUUGUAAUUACAACUAAUUCUUAAGGUACUGUGGAGUUGAGUAAAGAUGUGACAGGCCAAGUAAAGCAUCUUCUGUGCUUAUUCUGGCAUAAAUCUCAGAGUCUGGCAGAUUUGUGCAAGCACUUCCACGGAAAAUGUAUCCUGUGAGAAUAAGAGAAAAGUCAACAGCUUUGAAACAGACGGAAGAAGCUGGCCAAAAAUUAGGGUGUGGAGAAAAUACUGAGCUACCCAAACUCCUGCUUUAAACUGUGUUCUUUUCUGUUGCAUUGCUUGUUACAUGGCUUCUUCAUCUGUGUUUGCCUUUUUCUUAAAUUCUCGGAUCCCCAACUGUUUAUUUCUGUGGGACUGUGUACAUAGUGAUGUUCAAUAAAUAAUAGUUUUUAA
Messenger RNA from Choloepus didactylus (southern two-toed sloth), 2089 nucleotides. It is a transcript of the gene CINP, whose product is annotated as cyclin dependent kinase 2 interacting protein. The transcript is spliced from 5 exons. NCBI's taxonomy places the organism in Eukaryota, Metazoa, Chordata, Mammalia, Pilosa, Megalonychidae. The coding region runs from base 440 to 1222 and encodes 260 amino acids. The record is from RefSeq and is a predicted model, not a curated record.